UUCAACAAGAUAGAUAAAUUGGUUGUGUUUGAAAGUAAUCAAGAUGGAAAAGGUGAAGGAAGUAGUGGCACUGAGCCCCGUCGUGAUAUUCAGCAAGAGCGGCUGUUGCAUGUCGCAUACGAUUAUGAUCCUGAUACGCGGGUUUGGGGCGAACCCGGUUGUGUACGAGCUUGAUCGUCUCCCGAAUGGAGUGGAGAUGGAGAAGGCAUUGAUUGGAUUGGGGUGUAACCCUAGCGUCCCGGCCGUGUUUGUUGGGAGGAAUUUUAUGGGUGGAUCACAUGAUGUUAUGAGCCUCAAUAUCCAAGGAAAGCUCAAGCCUUUGCUAAUCAAGGCCAAUGCUAUUUGGAUCUAGCUAACCUACCUACACAAACUAAUUAUCACUUUUUCUUCUUCUUUUUUUUUUUUUGGCAACUACAUAGGUAUGUUGAUCGAGUUAAUUGAGAAUAAUAUGCACAACAGCAUUUUAUGAUUA
Molecule: messenger RNA, 472 nt
Organism: Salvia hispanica
Lineage: Eukaryota; Viridiplantae; Streptophyta; Magnoliopsida; Lamiales; Lamiaceae
Source: RefSeq, a predicted model, not a curated record